CACAACGGCCACUGCGGCAGCGGGGCGGGGAUUUUGGGGUUUCCCGAGGCGAAAAAGCGAGAGGAAACCGCGGAGCGGAGGCGUCGGACACAGGUCCCUCGUCCCUUCCGACCUCGCUCGCCGCUCCUCUCCUACCGCGACCCUUCCUCCAGCCGCCAUUACUAGCGAGUAGGCGGGGGAGCAGAGGCCACUUGGCACCACUGGACCGAGCAGAGCGAGCGCGGGGGAGGAGACCGACCGGAGCAGCAAGCACCCGCCCGCCGCGCCGCGCCGCGCCGGCCGAUUAGGGUUUCCCGAAUCCUGGUUCGUCGGGCUGGCCGAUCGUCGCGGCGAUCCGCGCGCGGAGCUCCGAUCGGUCGUCCUUACACCCGGUCGCGAUGGCAAGGUCAUGGCUUAUAACUUGUAGGGGUGUUGCCAAGAAAGUUAGAAAUGCCCACUGCUCUAAUCGCCAGAUAAGUGAAGUCGGUGCAGAAGCAUGCAGGGAAUGCCCAAACUGCAAACAUAUCAUUGAUAACAGUGAUGUUUCUAUCCAGUGGCCCGGGCUGCCUGCUGGUGUGAAGUUUGAUCCGUCUGAUCAAGAAUUGCUCGAACAUUUAGAAGAAAAAAUUGGUGUGGGAGGUUCAAAGCCUCACAUGUUCAUCGAUGAGUUUAUUCCAACUGUGGAGAAUGAUGCAGGGAUCUGCUAUUCACAUCCUGAAAAUCUUCCUGGCACAAACAAAGAUGGAAGCAGUGCCCAUUUCUUCCAUAGUAUUUCAAAUGCAUAUGGGUGUGGCCAGCGCAAGCGUCGAAGGAUCAGCAGCAGUGAUCGGACCACUUCUGAUGAGCAUGUGAGAUGGCACAAGACGGGUAAAUCAAAACCCGUAUAUGACAACGGUGUUAUGAAAGGGUGGAAAAAAAUAUUGGUUCUGUACAAAGGUUCACAAACAGGUGGCAAACCUGAUAAAACUGACUGGGUGAUGCAUCAGUAUCAUCUGGGAGUAGAGGAAAAUGAAAAGGUUGGGGAGUUUGUCGUUUCCAAAAUAUUUUAUCAAUUGAAGACAAGGCCGGUGGACAAGUCCGAAGCAGAAAUGGCUAAUGAAGAAUCUACUGCAUUUACUGCAAGUAUUUGUCCGAAAACUCCCAUGACAAAGAUCCCGCCAUGUCGCCCAAAGAAUAGUCCAUGUGAGACUGAGCAGAAUGAUCCCGGUCAGGAAGAAGAAACGGUUAGCCUGGCGGAGAAUGCUAAUAACCCUGCAUGGUGUGCUUUAUCAUCUCAGCCUGUUGAGGUGGCACUUGAGGCUGGGACUUGUAGCCUAGACAAGUCUCUGCGUCAUCAUGAAGUUUUGGAUUCCUCCAAUCUUGAAAACAGUACAUUUGGCAGGCCAAUCCUUUCUCAACUCAUGAAUGAGACACUUAACAAGAACCUAUGUGCGCUUCAUGGAUUGCCUGAUCUCCAUAAUGUCAACCUUGGAACAGCACCUACAGAUCUUCAGAUUACUAAAGGAGAAAAUGUUAGCUUGGUGGCUGAUGCUGAGAACACUGCAUGUUGUUCUUUAGCGUCUCAGGAUGUUGAGGUGACUUCUCAGGCUGGGACUAGCUUGGUUGAAUCUCUCCUUCAUCAUGAGGUUUCAGAUCUCCAUAAUGCUAACCUUGGAACACCUAGAGACCUUCAGAUUGCUAAAGAAGAAAGUGUUAGCCUGGUGGAUGAAGCUGAGAAAUGGUGUGGUUUAGCGUCUCAGGCUGUUGAUGUGGCAUUUCAUGCCGGGACUAGCUUGGACGAAUCCCUGCGCUGUCAUGAGGUUUUGGAUUCCUUCGAUCAUGAAAAGAGUCUUACAUUUGACAGGCCAAUCUAUUCCCAAGGCAGGGAUGGGGGACUUGAAAAUAACCUUUAUUCACUUAAUGGAUUACCUGAUCUCCAAGGUGUCGACUUUGGGACACCGAUAGAUGAUCUUCAGGGGUUGCAGUUCUAUUCACAGGAAAGCCUUGGCAGCUGGUUGGAGCGCAUGUAGAUUGUUAAAGAAGUGGACGAUCGAAGAUCAUCUCUUUUCCAUCUAGUAUGAUUAUGGUGGCAACAUUUUUGGUAUCAAGUUGGAAGAUAGAAGCUGUGCGAUCGUAUCAGUGAUGCUUUAGACUAUUGAAGAGUCUGCACAAACACCUGAACACCUCUUUUGUUUCCUGAAAACUGAAAAGACAUGUAAAAGCGUUGUUGUUUUCCCGCUUUUGCGAAAAGUGUGGUGGAAAUCUGGAUUAAGUUAGCUCUUUGUAUGUGUGCAGUUCAUGUAACUGCAGGAGUUUCUUACUUGUCUCAACUCGCAAUUUUUGUGGUGCCUGGAUAACCUGGUUAUGAGAAACGAUGGAACCGUAUGUGAUGUGAUUAAUGUGAGCUGCACCUUGCUGAA
Messenger RNA from Triticum dicoccoides, 2378 nucleotides. RefSeq lists its product as uncharacterized. The coding region runs from base 378 to 1988 and encodes 536 amino acids. Gene Ontology annotation, cellular component: nucleus. The record is from RefSeq and is a predicted model, not a curated record. Lineage: Eukaryota; Viridiplantae; Streptophyta; Magnoliopsida; Poales; Poaceae. Gene Ontology annotation, molecular function: transcription cis-regulatory region binding; DNA-binding transcription factor activity. Gene Ontology annotation, biological process: regulation of DNA-templated transcription. The transcript is spliced from 8 exons.